Messenger RNA from Rhipicephalus sanguineus (brown dog tick), 2940 nucleotides. Its product is annotated as acetylcholinesterase-1. NCBI's taxonomy places the organism in Eukaryota, Metazoa, Arthropoda, Arachnida, Ixodida, Ixodidae. Bases 460 to 2187 code for a protein of 575 amino acids. Gene Ontology annotation, cellular component: plasma membrane. Gene Ontology annotation, biological process: acetylcholine catabolic process; choline metabolic process. Gene Ontology annotation, molecular function: acetylcholinesterase activity. The transcript has 4 exons. The record is from RefSeq and is a predicted model, not a curated record.
CUUCAUCUCCGUGUGCGCGCAUGAGUUUUGUGUGUGUUAAGCGGCCCACCCCUUUUCGACCUCCGACUAUUGAUGCCACGAUCAUCUCUCUCGUUCGGCUUUUCGUCCGGCGUCCGCACCCUGGUGUCAUCGUUAACCGUGGAGACUACAUUCGCCGGGGUACGGUACUUCAGUGGCAACGAAGAACAUCGGCAACAUCAUCGGUGAUCUCAGUGUUGGACAGUGGAACUAGACUACAACAUCUCGACGCUGAGCGGUGUCAUCCAAUACUCAUCCAUACCGUUCAUCCCACGAAAAUUGCGGCGCUGUGCGUACCUUAGUACUAAUCUCCGUUCUGGUCACCGGUGUGUGCUGUUGAGCAGCGGCGUGAAAUUAUUGUGCGAAAGUUUCCGGAGGAAGUGCGGGGAUGAGAAGAGACUGAUUUUCAGGCUUUCCGGAGACGGUGAUAGACAACAUUGGAUGCACGCAUCGAAAGUGAGGAUGACAAUGGCAGUGCUUCGAAGGAAUGCGAUCUCGGCUAUUCUCCUCGGGGCAGUGCUGUCCGUCCCCUACGGCGUCCAGGGAAUUCGCCCCAAGGACGACCCAGUGGUGUUCACCAGAUCGGGGUACGUGAUGGGCCGAACAAACGUGUUCUUCAACAAGCCCAUCGACACCUUCCUGGGCAUUCCGUUCGCCGAACCGCCGCUACGGGAACUCCGCUUCCGCAAGCCGAUGCCGGCGAAGCAGUGGGAAGGCAUCUACAACGCGGCCCAGAUGCCGUUUCCCUGCCUGCAGUACGACACGUUCGUCACCAAGAAGAUCACCAUCGACGCCUCCAACAGCACCGAGGAUUGCCUCUACCUAAACGUAUGGACCCCGGCGUUGCACUGCAACACCAUCGAGAACUGCGGCGCCAAGAGCGUCAUCGUGUUCUUCCACGGCGGGGGUUUCGACACCGGAGGCAACAGCUACUUCUUCUACGACGGGACGCAGCUGGCAGCCCUGGGCGACGUCGUGGUCGUGGUUCCCAACUACCGCCUCGGCGUCUUCGGCUUUCUGAGUGCGGGCCACCCCGAUGCGCCGGGGAACAUGGGCCUCCUGGACCAGCUGGCGGCGCUCAGGUGGGUCCGCGACAACAUCGUCCACUUCGGCGGUCGUCCGGAGUCGGUGACCCUCAUGGGUCAGAGCGCCGGCGCCAUGUCGGUCGGCUUCCACAUGCUAUCGCCGCUCAGUCGCGGUCUCUUCAAGCGAGCCAUCCUGCAGAGCGGCAGCCCGUACCUCCUGCAGCCGGCGAGUCUCAAGGCGGGCGUCGAGCGGGUCCAGCAGCUCGCAGAGGCCGUGGGCUGCGCCGACGAGAACGUGACACUGUCUGGCCACCGGCACCACGUGCUCGAGUGUCUGCGAUGGGCCAACGCUUCGGCCCUGAUGGCGGCCAACAGGGAGCUGAACGUGUUGAACCCGGCCAGCUACUUCCCCUCCUACGGAGACGACUUCCUGCCGGACGAUCCCCGAGCGCUUAUCGAGCGUGGCCAGAUUGCGGACGUUGACGUCAUCAUCGGAACCAACAGGAACGAGGGCAGCCCGUUUGUCAACUAUUUCAUGGUCAAGGUUCUGCGCCAAGAGGAUCCGAGGCUCCUGACCCGCGACGAAGUGGGCUUUUACCUCAUCCUGCUCUUUCACCACGUGCUGGGCGAGAGUCCGCGCGAAGUGACGUCACACUACCUGCGCAACGUCAGACCGGAAGACGGCCGCGGAGCGCUGGCAGCCGCUGGCGACGCCAUCGGAGACUUCCUGUUCCAGUGUCCAGUCAACUACUUCGCCGAGAACCUGGCGGCGAGGAACCGGACGGUGUACAUGUACUACUUCGACCACCGGCCCUCGUACAGCUGGUGGGGUGACUGGCUGGGCGUCGCCCACUUCGACGAGUUCUUCUUCGUGUUCGGCACGUUGUUCCGAGACAUGCACAUGUCGACCAUGGAGGAACUCGAGUUCAGCUCCAAGCUCAUCCAGAUAUGGUCCACGUUUGCCAGGAAGGGGAAAGUGCCCAAGAUCCGCGGUAACCGUUGGCCCAAGUUCACGGCGGAGUGGCCCCUCUUGCUUAAUUUAAGCCCGAAGAACUUCACCGUUGGCUGGGAACCGCACUCCGAGAACUGUCGCGCUUGGGAACGCUACCUCAAGGUGACACCGGACAACGCAGUGGCCAGUUGACCGACGACACACUCACUCUCGUGAUUCGUAGAACCAAUGAACUUCCGAGUGUAGAGGGGCGAUUCCUGGACAUUUGUAGCGAACCGCCCACGCAGAGCGAGCCUGUGCCGAGGGGCUUGCGCAGUUCCGGCUCGUUCAAAGCACCACGAGCCCCCGAAACGUCUCUAAUAGCCCGAGCCUUGUUUGCGAGUUCAACACCGUGUACACGUUUAGGGCGCGCUCAGCGGUUUGUUGAGGGCACGUAUACAUAAGGGCUGUAAACUGCAAUUCACCCCGUCAUACGUUGCGAGCCACAAACUAUUCUCGGUUCAAUACUCGCGCAGGCAUACAUCACAUUCUUGCAAUUUAACCUAACGCUCACCGCAACGCGCCUGUGGAGUUGUUGGCAUAAACUCAGUGGGUGAGCCAAUUAACGUUCACCGUCAAUGACAUCGCCGAAAGUACAUUACCGAGAAUGUCCCCAGUUAUUAGAAAUGGGAGAAAGUAGGAACGGUACGUGCUUAGAAUUCCACGGCGCUCAGUAAAACCAUGCAGGACUCUUCAAUACCUUAAAAGGCGCUGGUGUAGCCUAUACUCAACGAAUUGCGAUAAGUCGCUCUCCGUCCGGCUCUCAAGACUAGCGUACAGGCACGCGUCUUCACAGAGUCUCUAGUUCGAGGCGUUGGACACGGCUUUCGAGUUCAAAGCUCUGGUCCACAUGGUGUUCCUGCAAGUUGUUUUUGCCCUUCUUGCCCGUUAAGCAAUUUGUCGUAG